GCCAAAAAGUGAAAAAAUCUGCACUCGAACGGACGUACAGGAAGCUGUUAAAAAUCCAUCAAGGUGUCUGACCAUGGACCGCCAUACUUGGGCUCAGGAUGUGUUUCGCUGUCAUCUCUGUGAGAGCCCGGGCCCCCGUAUGUACUGUGACAUUUGUCAUAUACAUCUUUGUAAAGGAUGUGUUGGAGAACAUCUUUCCGAUGAAUCCAAAGAUCACAGAGUGGUGCCAUUUAAGAAGAGGGGACUUAAUCCUAAAUGUUUAAAACAUUCCACACAAUUAUGUGACCUUUACUGCGAACAAUGUGUCAUUCCCAUCUGUUUGGAGUGUGUCUCCUCUAGUGAACAUCUAGGACACAAACAAGUGGGCAUAUUAAAAAUACUAGAUACUAAGAGAGAAGCUUUUCAGAGAGAUAUAAAAGAAUUAGAAAAUUCCAUUUAUCCUAAAUAUCAAGAGAUUGCAUCUAAUAUCCAUGUUAAGAAAGCUGAUAUAAAGGAAAACUCUCAGAAAUUAACAACAGCUCUAGAGAAACAUGGAGAAUACUUGCACAGAGAAUUAGACAAUGCAAUAAAAAAAUUGAAAUCUGAUGUGAUUGAAAUGGAAUUCAAACACCUGGUUGUACUUGAUAAACAGGAAAAUGAAAUCAAACGCAGCAUUUCUGAAAUCAAACAGAACAUAGAAGACCUCAUCAAGCUACUGAACUCUAAUGAUGUCAGCCAUAUCAGUACCUUCAAAUCCAGGAAUGCUGAAUUCAGAAGAUUACCUCCUCGAUUAACAGUUUUCUUACCAACAUUCACUCCUCAGAAGAUUAACAAAGAACAGAUUUAUCAGCAGAUUGGUUCUCUGUCGGCUUUAUCUAUAAAAACAGAAGAACAUGGCUACACAAUGGAUUCUCCUGGUGCUGAGUCCUCUCCCCUGAACAGACCGCUCAUUGAUGCACCUCGGAGCAUCACAGAAAUAAACACAGAGUAUGGACACUCUAAUGAAUUACUCAAUGUGUCCUGUCUGGGUGAUGAUGAAGUUUGGACUAGUGGUACGGACAAAAUGAUAAGACUCUACAACCUCAACAGUAAACUAGUGAAGUCAGUCCGAUCCAAAUCAUGGAAAAGGCCAUGGGGCAUAGCAGUGAAACAGAGUGGCGAAAUAGUUUAUACUGAUCCCUAUGAGAGAACUGUGAACAUUAUGAAGAAUACACAGAUACAAACAGUGAUCAGACUUCGGGAAUGGUAUCCGUUCUAUGUCUGUACUACUUCCUCUGGUGACCUCCUACUUGUCAUGAUCACUGAUGAUCAGAAACAAACGAAAGUUGUGAGUUACUCUGGCUACUCAGAGAAACAAACGAUUCAAUACAACGACAAAGGACAACCUCUGUAUUCAUCUCAAUUUGGCCCUAAACACAUCAGUGAAAACAAGAACCUAGAUAUUUGUGUGGCUGACAAUGAAGCCCGUGCAGUAGUGGUAGUCAAUCAGGCUGGCAAACUUCGGUUUACUUACACCGGUCCUCCCUCUACUACCAAGAAACCAUUUAAACCAGUCGGCAUCACUACAGACAGCCAGAGUCGGAUCCUGACAGCUGACAUUAACAACCACUGUAUCCACAUCCUGGAUCAGGACGGACAGUUCCUCCGCUACAUUGACAACUGUCAUUUACAGAGUCCAUAUGGUUUAUGUGUGGACACAAGAGACAACCUCUUUGUGGGUGAGCUAAUGACAUGUAAACUGAAGAAAAUCCAGUAUUGUAUGUAAACAAACUGUGAUCGUAAUGUUAUUUGCCAGAACGUUAUCAUCAACCAAGUGACCAUGCAAAAAAACAUGUUUUAAUUGUAGAUAAACUGAUGGUAUGUAAGUGUUACACAUUGUUUACACAAUAUCAAAUGUAGCGUUAUUGUGUACGUGUGUUAUGUUUUAUUAAACUUUAGUGACUGUAACAACUAAGAGACUGUACGUUAAUUUAUUGUAUAAUUUGUGUACUCAUAUGAUUAAUAUAUUAUAUUUUACAUGUAAAUUGGCAUGUUAUAUGUGUUAGUAAAUGUUGAAAAUUAGUACUGUUAAGGCAGUUUCAGAUUUAUAUUAUAAUUAUAUAAUUAUAUUAUAUAUUAUAUUAU
This is a messenger RNA of Magallana angulata, 2103 nucleotides long. RefSeq lists its product as uncharacterized. Gene Ontology annotation, biological process: protein polyubiquitination; proteasome-mediated ubiquitin-dependent protein catabolic process. NCBI's taxonomy places the organism in Eukaryota, Metazoa, Mollusca, Bivalvia, Ostreida, Ostreidae. Gene Ontology annotation, molecular function: protein binding; ubiquitin protein ligase activity; zinc ion binding. Bases 74 to 1744 code for a protein of 556 amino acids. The transcript is spliced from 2 exons. The record is from RefSeq and is a predicted model, not a curated record.